UACUCUUUUCGCAAUUUGCUCUGUAUUGACAUUGGUAGCGUGUCAGCAGACAACGCUGUACCUGGUCAAUGUGAUGGGAAGGGACAAGACGAAACCAAAAUGAAUUUUCAGGUGAAGCGUAAUAAGGGACAUACGUUGAAUGGUUUUACUUGUCGUACUGUAAAGGUUAACUUGAAUCGGUUGCCAUUUUCUUGCUGACCCAAUGAUGUUCGCCCUGUGACUGAGAUGUGAUGGCCCAAUGAUGAAAAUCAAGGAAUUUGAAUAGAUGCAUUUUGGAUUACAUUGAAGAGAAUCGCACGAACAUCAAUGUUUUCGAAGAGGAGAGACGUCACCUGGUUUGAACAUCUCGCCACAAGAGGACUAUUAUGACAGCGUUAGCUGGCUGUGACUUACACAAAUUCUAUUCAAACUCAUUGGUGUUGCAUUUCAUAGUUUUUCAGGCACAUAUAUAACGUUAGGCCUGUAUUUUGUAUUUUCUUGCGAUAAUCUGAAAAUCACAAAUUGAUGUCCGUCCAUUCAAUUGAUAUUCUGUUUAGUUAGCAUGAAGCUAACGUUAAAUGUAGCUAGCUAGCUAACUAUAUAAAAUGUUGUUAGCAUGGUUGCUUGCCAGCUACAAUGCAUGGACAACAUGACGCUUGUCGUCACAGCAUGUCACUCUGGUUAUAUAGUUGAAGUGUUUGUGGGUGUUUGAAGCUUGCAAUCUAUUUAUCCAGGACACUUGACAUCAUGUAGAAUGUCUGGCAAAGCAGUUUUUGAGCUCAUUUGUUUGCCAUCUAAAUGCAUAUUUAACUAGCUAACUAGCCAGUUUGCAACGCUAGCAAUCUGGAUCAGAAAAUGACAGCUGGCAGUAGGGACUGACAUUGUGUACCUUGGGAUUGUGGCCAGCCAUGCGUACAGCUGACUGCAGUGUCUGAUUGUGGAAAUAGUUCAAGGUAAAGCCUUAUAUAAUCUGUUGUAAUUGGCUACUGACAGGGAAGAAUUUUACACUAGCUCCAGUUUUGCAUCCCAUUUUAAACGUGAUCAGUUGCAUCAUCACCUGGCUGUUUCUCAGGCAAUAUCAAAGGUGGACUGGAAUGCAUGCUUGUCCUUGUAAAACUGACUUGUAUUCUGUGAACGCCACAAUCACUAGUUUGCUUGACAGCUAAAUCAAGGUUCUACCAUCAAAAGAGAGCAUCCUUCAAAGUGCAUUACUGAAGAAAGAACCUUUUGACACCUGACCUAAAUUGGACAGUUACGUUGACAAUGGAGACUGUUGGAGACUUUGAAUACAGCAGAAAGGACCUGGUGGGACAUGGUGCUUUUGCUGUGGUGUUCAAAGGAAGGCACAGAAAGAAGACUGAUUGGGAGGUGGCGGUCAAGAGCAUUACCAAGAAGAACCUCUCCAAGUCCCAGAUCCUGCUUGGCAAGGAAAUCAAAAUCCUCAAGGAACUUCAACAUGAGAACAUUGUGGCGCUUUAUGAUGUCCAGGAAACACCCAAUUCUGUGUUCCUGGUCAUGGAGUACUGCAACGGUGGCGAUCUGGCUGACUAUCUGCAAGCCAAGGGGACACUGAGAGAAGACACUCUGAGGGUGUUCCUCCAGCAGAUAGCAGCAGCAAUGAGGAUCCUCAACAGUAAAGGCAUCAUCCACCGAGACCUGAAACCACAGAACAUCCUGCUGUCAUACACCAGCCGCAAGAGAUCCAGCAUCCACGGCAUCCGCAUCAAAAUAGCUGACUUUGGCUUCGCACGAUAUCUCCAGAGCAACAUGAUGGCUGCCACACUGUGUGGCUCCCCCAUGUACAUGGCCCCGGAAGUGAUCAUGUCUCAGAACUAUGACGCCAAGGCAGACAUGUGGAGCAUUGGGACGGUUGUCUACCAGUGUCUCGUAGGGAAGCCACCUUUCCAGGCCAACAGUCCCCAGGACCUGAGGAUGUUCUAUGAGAAGAACAAGUCGCUGCUGCCCAUCAUCCCGAGGGAGACGUCUCCUCCCCUUGGCAACCUGUUGCUAGGCCUGCUGCAGAGGAACCAGAAGGAUAGGAUGGACUUCGAUGCAUUUUUCAGCCAUCCUUUCUUAGAUCCAGUGUCUGCCAUCAAAAAAUCAUGUCCUGUUCCAGUACCCAACUGCCCUAGCGCUGUGACCGACAUCACCUGUGGCAGCUCGCCCUCUGUUCGCUACAACUCCCCUGCCUCUCUCCCAGACAUGCAGACGUUACCUGAGGACUGUCUGUCAUCGCCCCCCCUGGGCCCUCCAAACUACCUGCAGCUGUCUAAGGAGUCUGGAGGAAGCACGAGCAGCAAGAACUCUUCCAGCGACACGGAUGACUUUGUCCUGGUGCCACACCUCUCCACAGAGUCUUAUGACCAGCCAAUGGGAGCAGUGGGGCGUCGGGCGUCCGCAGAGUGGUGUGGAGGGCAGCCGCAGACCAUCGGACAGACCCCCAUGGUGUCCCCCCGGGCAGAGACCACCCCCAUCCCUGUGCCCACCCAGGUGCGGAACUACCAGCGCAUCAAGCAGAACCUCUCCAACAGCCCCACCACCACGCUUUACAGCUCGCCCAGGUCUGGUACAGUGAGGCGGUCCAACACCAGUCCCAUGGGUUUCCCUAAGGUUGGCUCUGGGUCCGCCAGCUCUGCAGACUGCAGCCCUCAGAUGACAGGCAGACGUCUCUCUAUAGGCAGCUCCCGCCCAUACUCGCCCUCACCUCUGGUGGGCACAAUCCCAGAGCAGCUGGGUCACUGUUGUUGUGGACACACUAAGGGCCACGAGUCCCGCAGCCGCAGCUCCUCAGGAGGUUCUCCAGUGCCGUCGUCCCAGUUACUGGGGGCUCGCCUUCAGAGUUCCCCCACCCUGACCGAGGUCUACCAGACCAGACAGAAACUCCAUAAGCAGCUGUCAGACCCCAUCCAGCCCUCCACUUCCAACUACCCCCCCAGCCACUCCCCUCAUCUGGGUCGCCCUGGCAAUCUGGGCACCUCCCCCACCAAACACCUGGGCUCCUCUCCCCGCUCCUCUGAUUGGCUGACAAAGUCACCGCUGCCCACCAUCAUUGGCUCCCCCACCAAGCCCAUCUCGGCCCCAUUCAAGAUCCCUAAGACGCAGGCGUCCUGUAACCUGAUGGCCCUGGCAGACAGUCCCACAACCACUAAGACCCUGGUGGACGCACGGGACAUCUGUGCCCACCACUGCACCCCCUAUCCCAGUGGGCGCCAGUCUGCCCCUGAGGCCAGUAGGACCACCUUUGGCAGGUCUGUCAGUACUGGCCGUCUGUCUGAACAGCCAAUCAGAAUCACUCUAGGGGGACAGCCCUACCAGGGAAGCACGGACAGCCUCAACACAGAGCGUCCCAUGGAUACAGCCCCGGCAGGACCGUUUGGGCUGGCUCAGCUUCAGGGCGGGGCGGCGAGUCCCCGGACCGUUCUCUUCACCGUGGGCUCGCCCCCCAACAGCAGCACCCCCCCUACCUGCAGCCACCUGGGCACCCGGCCGCGCACCACCUCAGUGGGCUCCAACAGUUCGGCAGGCUCCCUGUGCUCCACCAGUGGGCGAGUGUAUGUGGGAUCUCCUCCAGGCAUGGCAAUUGGGACCCCUCCCCAAGGAGGGGCAGAGGCAGGUCCCAGCAGCCUACGCUAUGUCCCCUACGGUACCUCUCCCCCCAGCCUGGAUGGAUUCAUCACCUUCGAGGCCCCAGAGCUGCCUGAGGAGACACUCAUGGAGCGAGAGCACACAGACACUCUGAUGCACCUACGGAUGAUGCUGUCCUUCACUGACUGUGUCCUGGAUAUCGCAGCGGUGCGAGCAGGAGGAGCAGACCUGGGUAUAUCGGCUGCCUCCCUCUACCCCCCUCAGGAGAGUGUUGUAGUGGACCAGAUCAGCCAGCUCAGCAAGGAGUGGGGGCAGGUGGAGCAGCUGGUGCUGUACAUGAAGGCUGCCCAGCUCCUUGCCUCCUCCCUCCACCUGGCCAAGGCCCAGAUUAAAUCAGCCAAGCUCAACCCCUCCAGCGCAGUCAAGCAGGUGGUGAAGAGUCUGAACGAGCGUUACAAGAGCUGCAUCUCCCUGUGUCGGCGGCUCACAGACAAGCUGAACCACUUCUUCUCCGACAAGCAGCGCUUUGUAGAUGAGAUCAACAGCGUAACCGCAGAGAAACUCAUCUAUAACCACGCUGUGGAAACGGUGCAGUCUGCAGCUCUGGAUGAGAUGUUUCAGCAGACGGAGGACAUAGCCUACCGCUACAACAAGGCUGCCAUGCUGCUAGAUGGCCUCUCCAAGAUCCUCCAGGACCCUGCAGACAUUGAAAAUGUGGCCAAGUACAAGGCCAGUGUGGACCGGAGAAUCUCUGCCCUCUGCUACUGCACCGUCACACUUUACGAGUAGCAGACCACACACACACACACACACACACACACACACACACACACACACACACACACACACACACACACACACACACACACACACACACACACACACACACACACACACACACACAUCAGGGGCAGCUGUGACCUCCCUGCCCUCCUCCUCUGCCCAGACGGACCACUCUCUACCCUAACCAUAGAACCUUGAGAACAAGCACAGAACCCCAAUGUUCACUCACGUAGCAGUCCAAGCACCUUUCAGAUUCUUUAUCUUUUUCUGAGUUUAAGCAAACAGCAACACGACAGAUGGUAUUAAACCUUCUUGGGCAUCGCAGACUGACCGCUGAAGUGCACGAGAGAUGAUGCACACAUUCACUACCAAAGAUGAUCCAAUGAUCCUGUAACUGAGACAUUCACAGGACAUGAACAAGACACAGGCAUCUUCUCGCAUGCUGUCUGUCAACCGACUCCUUGAAGAGAGUGGGAUGUGGACACACACCACCAGAUCAAACAAACUACCCAGCUUUUUGUUUCUGACUUGCAGGAUUUUUAAAUUAUUUUGUACCAGAAGAAAGAGAUUGACAUGAGGACAAUGACAACAGAGACUUAUACACCGAUGAAAAAUACAACUUUUUAAUGCAAAUCACAGUUGUUAUUAUAAUAAUGUAAAGGUUUUUACUCUGUGUUAUUAAUGCUGUUGUAAUUAUUUAUUGGUUUGGGAUAGAAGAAGGAUGAUGUCAUGCCGUCUGACAUCGUCCUUAGUAUUGAAGUGGAUGGAAGGAGUAUAUGAGAUUAGUCAACUUAAAGGCAGGCAGUCUGGCCAACACUGUAACAAAUACACACACACUCAAACGCCCAAACACACACUUUACAAUACAAGAAUACACACACACACACACACACACCGUUGUUACACACAUGGAAAUAAUCCUGAAGAGCAAAGGAAUCUGUAGAUUUGUAAUUAGAACUUUUUGUUCAUUCGUUAGCUGAAGCACUUUAUUGUGAAAAGUGGGGGGGGACACUUUAGGUAAGAGAAGUGUGAAGGCUGCGAGCUGUAGCUCAAGUGGGUUAAAAGGAUGGGGGGGGGGGGGUCUCACACCCUUCUCAGCCUGCAACACCACUCGCCCUGCCACAGCUCUCCCUCAUUGCUGGGCAACAUGCUCGCAUGCUCUCUGAAUAAGUGUUGCCGUGGAAAUGGGGUGAGGGGUCGUAUGAAACAUCCAGUCUCUACACAUCUCCACACCACUGGUGGGCUUCUAGAAUACUAUGGCAAGAAGAAGCCUGUGGGUGACAGAGAAUCAGACUAAAAUUGAUGUUUUCUUUGCCUCUGGAACUUUUAGCAGUGACCAGCAUAGGCAUUUGGGGAGGAGGGGUUCCUGAUUAGUUAACCAAGGGGGCACCCCCCUCUCCAGGGUGAAUCAAGACAAAACAGUCAAAUUACUUGAGUAGUUACUUUAUGUUUAAUUUUCGCUAAAUAAUACAGAAACAAGCUUUUUUAUGUUCAUACAUGAAUAACUGUAGCUAAUUUCCUUGUAAAUUGAUGUUUGCAGAAGUGUAAAAAAUGUGUAUGUGCAUGUGAUUUUGUUAUUUUGUUUUCUUAAGUGUGUGUGAGAGCACAGUGAGAGAGUGAGGGGGUCAGUGAGCAAGACAACGCCAUUGGAUGCCCAGCCUCUCAAAGAGCACAAACAUUUUUAUGUACGUAGGGAUUUGAUAUGCCCUUUUACCCACGCCUGCCACGGGUUCAGUCAACCUACCUCCAUUGGAGGUCCCUGGCACAGAGGAGGGUGCCAACCACACGGCAGCUGCUCAGAACAUCUUCACACAACUUCCUCUUUAUACUAGGACUGUUCAUAUACUAUACUGGAUAUGGGAAUUCUGUGUGGAGAGAUCAAAUCUACGGUGUAUUGGAAGUAAAGAAAGGCCGUGCCUAGCAACCAUUCAAGUCUGCUCUCUCCCCAAGCAUCUGCUGUGCUCGCAAUACAAUAGUGUUAGUGAGUCUGCACACGUCAGGUAUGCAAAAGGCCAGUGAUCCUAGAAAGUCCAUUACAGAAGAAGAGCUGGCUCAUAAGCCUGUUUGAAAAGUGGGCAGACUUCUUUGAUUUUCUAUUGUACAUGUGUGAAUAGUGUGUAAUGCAUAAACUUGCAACUGGUGGCCACUAGUUUUUUUUAACGAUGUACUGUUCUUUUUUUAUAGACAUAUCCAAGUUUUUGUGAUUUAUUUUGGUUUUGUUGUUCUUGUGCCCUCUCUCCCCUGCUGGUGAGCACUCCGCACCACAAAAAGCCUUUUCUGCACACUGAGUUGAGGGAGAAAUACAUUAAAAACAAUAGUCUGUCUGAAUUGACCUAAUACAUGCAUCUAUUUAUAGCGCUGUGGUUUUAGGCCAUACUCCCUCUCUAGCAGUAGUUUAUGAAGAAUGGAGUACUAACGAUGGACUGUUUUAGAGACAAACCAUUGGUACUAAGCACAUGUUAUAUCCCGUAGACUGAAUGUAUUUACCCUCCCUGUCAUUUGCACCUGAAGCUGAAUAUAUACCAACUCUUGAGAUGGUCAACACCCCCCCUCACCAAACCGACCAUGAAAAUGCAACUGAAUUUCCACACACCUAUUUUUCAAUGAGAAAUUGUAAUGUUUUACUUGAUAUGUGGGCAUCUUUCUUUAUGGAACUCUACAAAUGCAGCCUUUGUUAAUUAAAAAGAAAAGUUGGAACCUCA
Molecule: messenger RNA, 7049 nt
Organism: Oncorhynchus kisutch (coho salmon)
Lineage: Eukaryota; Metazoa; Chordata; Actinopteri; Salmoniformes; Salmonidae
Product: serine/threonine-protein kinase ULK2-like
Exons: 26
Coding region: 1243-4353 (1036 amino acids)
Biological process (GO): piecemeal microautophagy of the nucleus; autophagosome assembly; peptidyl-serine phosphorylation
Cellular component (GO): autophagosome; cytosol; phagophore assembly site membrane
Molecular function (GO): ATP binding; protein serine/threonine kinase activity
Source: RefSeq, a predicted model, not a curated record